Molecule: messenger RNA, 2976 nt
Organism: Conger conger (European conger)
Lineage: Eukaryota; Metazoa; Chordata; Actinopteri; Anguilliformes; Congridae
Gene: itpkb
Product: inositol-trisphosphate 3-kinase B
Exons: 8
Coding region: 517-2463 (648 amino acids)
Biological process (GO): inositol phosphate biosynthetic process
Cellular component (GO): nucleus; cytoplasm
Molecular function (GO): inositol tetrakisphosphate kinase activity; inositol-1,4,5-trisphosphate 3-kinase activity
Source: RefSeq, a predicted model, not a curated record
UGUACAUUAGACAAACAUGCUACGCUAAGGCUAGCAACUGAAGAACUCAACGUGUGAAGAUAGUAAGAAUCUACAUGAACAGAUGGAGAACCAAAAACUUCAGUUCUACGAGGACUAAGUACAUCUCCUUUGCGGAAAUUGAGAGAUGGAUCGCGCUUUCAUACUCCAAUGAACAGACGCUGGAUCUGAAGCCGAGCCGUGUUUUCAGAUAUCUUAGCAUUCCUGUCGAGUGUGUGGCUUCGACUAGGACCGAUUGUGAUGGUAAGAAGCCACUGCAUUUUUCUACCAAGCUAAUUUGAACAUGAAGAUGAGGGCGUUAAAUUAGCUCUUGCCAGACAAGUGGCUUUCUGACGUCCACUCCAAAAACACUUUGCGGUCUUAAAGUUUCCAUUAAGCGUCCUUCUCACACACGGCGCCCCCCCCCUCCCCCUUUCCCCAAACCAUGCUGGGGUUCCUCCGCCUCGGGCACAAGCAGGACUAAAUGGGAGUCCCUCAGGAGAGAAUCGGCCUGGUAUUAUGGCUGCAUAUGUGCUGAACAGCUUGAUAAUGAUGAAUACCAACAACCUGAAAAGUGACAGCAGUCCCCGGACGGGGAGGCCGGUGCUUCCCGUGCCGGAUCGGGCCACGUUCUGCGGGCGUCUGGCGGGCAGCCCCGGGAGCCCGGGCCCCGGGAGCCUGAGCCCCGGCUCCAGCGGCACGGCCUUCGUCUUCCCCGCCGUCCCCGGUCCGGGGAGCCCGCGCGCCCGCUCCCCCGGCCGGCCGCCGGAGUUCCUGGGCGUGUGCGUGGGCAGCCGCGUGCGGCGGCUGAGCGGCGACGUGGAGCCGCCGGGCCCGCGUUGCCUCGGCGACCAGGCGCCGGGGAAAGCCAAGCGCGCUGUGGAGAUACACCGCGAGCUGCAGAACGUGCAGGUCAACAAGAAGGUGGGGCUCUUCGAGGCGCAGAUCUCCGACCUCCGCACCCGGGCGCAGAACUCGGAGAUCCCCCGCAGCCCCCGGUCCCCCCGCAGGCCCUCCCAGGAGGCGGUCAGACGCCCCCCGCCCCUAUCCCCUCCCCUGUCGCCGGACAGCCUUCCCUCCAUCCCCAAGGAGCUCCAGAACGGGAAGGGGUGCUGCGGCUGGGAGGAGGCGAAAACGCCGGGAGACCGCGGGAGGGAAAAGAGCAGCGACGACCUAAACACGCAGCGCGACAAACCCGCGGGGAACCGGAGCGACACUGACUCUCCGUCCGCCGUUUCGCCCGGGACCGAGACCGACAGGGGUUGCCCCGCUCAGGAAGGGGGGGAGCCGGCGGAAACCCAGCCCCACGUGGUGUCCCCGGGCGCGGGGUGCUGUCACGAGGCGGGGAGCAUCCCCGCCGUCAUUGUCACCGACCACGGGAUGGAGGAACCUGGGGAACCCUGCCCCGGCCCCAGCAGGGCCCUGAGGAAGCUCUCCUCCUCCUCUGCCUCCUCCACCGGCUUCUCCUCGUCCUGGGAGGAGUCCGAGGACGACGUUUCCAGCGACCCGGAGCACAGAGAGGGGCUGUCCCCGCUCCUGCUGGAGACGCAGCAGAAAGCUCAUAAGUCAUGGAAGAAGAUAAAGAACAUGGUGCACUGGUCCCCCUUCGUGAUGUCAUUCAAGAAGAAGUACCCAUGGAUCCAGCUGGCAGGGCAUGCAGGAAGCUUCAAGGCGGGGGCUAACGGGCGCAUCCUGAAGAAGCACUGCGAGUGUGAGCAGCGGUGCCUGGACUGGCUGAUGAGGGACGUCCUCCGGCCCUACGUCCCCGCCUACCACGGCGACGUGGAGAAGGACGGCGAGAAGUACAACCAGAUGGACGACCUCCUGGCCGAGUUCGACCUGCCCUGCGUCAUGGACUGCAAGAUGGGCGUCAGAACGUACCUGGAGGAGGAGCUGACGAAGGCGAGGAAGAAGCCCAGCUUGAGGAGUGACAUGUAUAAGAAGAUGAUCGAGGUGGAUCCCGACGCACCCACCAUGGAGGAGCACCAACAGCAGGCUGUCACCAAGCCACGCUACAUGCAGUGGAGAGAGACCAUCAGCUCCACCGCCACGCUGGGCUUCCGCAUCGAGGGCAUCAAGAAGGAAGACGGAACGGUGAACAGGGACUUCAAGAAGACCAAGAGCAGGGAGCAGGUGACCGAGGCGUUCCAGGACUUUGUCAAGGGAAACAAGAACAUUCUGAAAAGUUAUUUGGACAGACUAAAGGACGUCAGGGAUACUCUGGAAAUAUCUCCGUUUUUCAAGACGCAUGAGGUCAUCGGCAGCUCCCUCCUCUUCGUGCACGACAAGCGGGAGCAGGCCAUGGUGUGGAUGAUUGACUUUGGGAAGACCACCCCUCUCCCCGAGGGCCAGGUGCUGUGCCACCGGGCCGAAUGGGCCGAGGGGAACCGGGAGGACGGGUACCUCUGGGGGCUGGACCACCUGAUAGACAUUCUGACCGACAUGGUGGGGCCCCAGGCCCACUAGCCCCUCGUCCACCCCGGCCCCGGGAGAGACACACUACAGGGACUCCUCUGACGUCCGCAGAAAGCUACUGUCUGUCCCUCGUUAAAAAAUACAACGACCUGCAUCCACCAGCGAAACAGGAGUGUGAUAGGUGUGUGUGUGUGCGUGUGUGUGUGUGUGUGUAGAUGGUGUAUAUAUUCGGGACAUUCUCAGAUAAAAAAAUGAGAUGUUUGGUUAGGUUUAAGGGGUCUCCUUCACAAACUAUUAUUCCCUCAGAUCCUAGGGCAGCAGUUUUUAAUUUUAUGUUUGAAUAGUUUUUUUUAUUACAUAUUUAAAACCUUGUAAGUACCUUCUCAUUGAUUUCCUAACAUUUGCCACGUUUUUAUUUUAGACCACUUUUAAAAUACAUUUUUAAUAUGUCAUGUUGGUAAUACCUGAGUGGGUUUGUUCAUGAAAUAAUGAGCCCAUACAUUCAAAGAGCUGUUCAGAAAUCCAUGAUUGUGUCUAACCAUUAAAGUCACAUUUCUGAUGUCA